AUGUCCUGCACACGGGCAGCUAGUCUCCCCACCUCCCUGGUCCCCCCCACUCCCCCCCCCCACAGCAGCAGCCGCGGGAGGGGAGAGACAGGGCAGAGGGUGGUGCUGCAUUGGCUCACGGUGGCCACCAUUUCCACACCACCUCCCCCCCCACAAUCGCAGUCGCAGAGGGGAAGGCGACGGGGGAGGUUGGGGCGGCAGAUAGCAGGUGGGGCGGCGGGGAAGAGGAGGUGCGGCGGAGUGCUGCUGGUGGUGUUACUGGCGGUCGCGGGUGUCGCUGGCGUUGUCACUGCUGGCGUUCCCGCCACACCCUUCCCCCGUCCCGCUCCUCCCCCACAGCGACUGUCGCUGCACACGACAACAGCCGCAACAGCGGGUGACGAGAAGGGGCCACGAUGGGAAAAGGGGAGGCGACGUGAUGCGACAGGGACGGUGGCAAGGACUGCAGAUGUCGCUGCUGGUGCUGGUUGUUGGCGGAUGGCGGCUGGUACGACGGCGGAUCCGUCGGCUCGCAGGCUGGUGGGUCCUUCGGCGGGUGAUGCAUAG
Closterium sp. Naga37s-1 is the source of this 546-nucleotide messenger RNA. The record is from the annotation of a GenBank genome assembly. Lineage: Eukaryota; Viridiplantae; Streptophyta; Zygnematophyceae; Desmidiales; Closteriaceae.